AGUUGAAACAUUACUCAGAUAACUCUACGUAUUUUUCAAGUUGCACCACUCUUUUAUUGGGUCCCAAAGUUUGUAGGGUAGGGUGUCUUGGAUAAUUAAGGCAAUGUCCAUGUGAACCUACCACAAGUCCUUCACCUGAUAUGUUUCUCAACAUUCUUAAUAAGGCUCUUACAAAUUUAUCCAUUCCCUUCCCCCUAUAUAUUUUAGGUACUGACAUGCUCAUUCAACCCAAAAUCUGCAGCUCUCACUUAACCACUAAAACAACUUUUCUAUUUCAACCUUUGAGGUGCAUUUCUUUAUUUGUUGAUUCUGAGUAUGGGGAUCAAAUUGAUGGGCAUAGCUCAUGCCAAGGAGAAGCUCCAGAGAACUCUUUCAGCAAGAUAUGGAUCAGCUGCAGACACUAAUGCUGAGGUUCCGAAAGGCCAUUUUGCUGUUUAUGUUGGAGAAGGAAAGAAGAAGAGAUUUGUGAUUCCAAUAUCAUAUUUGAACCAUCCUUUGUUCCAAGACUUGUUAACCAAGGCUGAGGAAGAGUUUGGAUAUGAUCAUCCUACAGGGGGUCUCACAAUUCCAUGCAGUGAAGACUACUUCCUUAGUGUAACUUCAGUUCUAAGUUGUUCAUAGAUGAUGAUGUUUCUGUAUAUGACCUCCAAUUAUAGGUCAAUUAUUUAACCAAUUCAUUCCUCCUUUCAAUUAAUUUUCCUUUCAUCCUACAACUGAAAGAAACAGAACUUGAGAUCAUAAGUGAUCAGUCUCUUCUUUUAUUUUGUAGUUUUUUUUGGAUCAAAAGUGAUCAGUCUCUUCAGUUUUGUAUUAAUUGUAAGUUCUGGGAAAUACCAUCCCUGG
Molecule: messenger RNA, 843 nt
Organism: Prunus persica (peach)
Lineage: Eukaryota; Viridiplantae; Streptophyta; Magnoliopsida; Rosales; Rosaceae
Product: auxin-induced protein 15A
Exons: 1
Coding region: 316-621 (101 amino acids)
Biological process (GO): response to auxin
Source: RefSeq, a predicted model, not a curated record